Messenger RNA from Peromyscus eremicus (cactus mouse), 923 nucleotides. RefSeq names its product killer cell lectin-like receptor subfamily E member 1. The transcript has 7 exons. The record is from RefSeq and is a predicted model, not a curated record. Bases 98 to 796 code for a protein of 232 amino acids. Gene Ontology annotation, biological process: stimulatory C-type lectin receptor signaling pathway; positive regulation of natural killer cell mediated cytotoxicity. NCBI's taxonomy places the organism in Eukaryota, Metazoa, Chordata, Mammalia, Rodentia, Cricetidae.
UAAACAGGACACAUCCCCAUCACCUUUCUACCAGUAGGACCCCCUCUAAGGAUACUAUCAUUUUCUAUCAGUGUCACAGGUGAGCUUUUUUCCCUUUAUGAAGAUGAAUGAAGAGCCUAUAACUCAUUCUACCCUAAGUGUGAACUCCCAGCAGAAGUGCAAAGCAAAGAACAAUAUUAAGAAUACAUUUCAUUCAACUGAAUUGUCAUUCAUUGAGCAGAGGCAAAAAUACCAAAAACAUAGUAAGAAGCAUAAAAACACAGCAGAAGACAUCUCUGGUGAAGAGAAUUUCUCACCUUCUCCAUGGAGGCUCAUCUCUAGUGUGCUUGGUGCCAUGUGCCUUCUCCUGAUGGCUGUAGCCAUAGUGGUGAGCGUUUCCACUACACACUUAUCUUCUGAAAGAACAUGUUCCAUGAUUCAGCAAAGAGGACCUCAUCAUCCCUGCCCAGAGAAAUGGGUCUGGUUCAGAUGCAGUUGUUAUUACUUCUCCAAGGAAAUGCUAAGUUGGGGAGAGAGUCAGCGUGCCUGCUUGUCUCUCAAUUCCAGUCUCAUAAGGAUAAGCAAAGAGGAGAUGGAUUUUUUCAGUUUGAAGUCUUUCUUUUGGGUUGGAAUUUACUAUAAUGAAACUGGGAGACAGUGGCGGUGGGAAAACCAUUCUGUUCUACCCUAUGAGAUGUUUUAUGAUCUUGAUACUAAUAUGCAAUGCUUCUGUGCAUCUUAUAAAUCAAAGGGAACUUAUUUGGCUGAAAAAUGUACAAAUAAAUUGACAUAUAUUUGCAAGAAGUACCAUAUUUAAUCCUAUGAGGUCACAGAAGAUAUGAAAAUGAAACAUUUCUUAUCAAACUUUUUUCCUUGGGUGCUUAUUGUCUGGAGAAAACAUUGCAAAUGUUUGCCUUUGCUUGAAUAAAUUAUAUUCAAAUCCA